Molecule: messenger RNA, 3714 nt
Organism: Fukomys damarensis (Damara mole-rat)
Lineage: Eukaryota; Metazoa; Chordata; Mammalia; Rodentia; Bathyergidae
Gene: Map7
Product: microtubule associated protein 7
Exons: 18
Coding region: 317-2632 (771 amino acids)
Biological process (GO): microtubule cytoskeleton organization
Cellular component (GO): microtubule cytoskeleton
Source: RefSeq, a predicted model, not a curated record
GAACCCGCAUGGCUGGUAAUAAUAGGGCUUUCCUGGAAGGGGUGUGUGCGUGCGUGUGUGCGAAUGUGAGUGCAUGUCCUUAGCAGCGCGUGUGCCUGGGGGGAGUAAGUGUGUGGGGGCGGCUGCUAGGUGAGGGGGAACUGCAGGGCCUCAGUUGCCAAGUGGCUGGUAGUAUCUGUCAGCUGUUUGCACACUGUUAACCCAAAGGCGAUCUAUUACAAGUGCUCAAAUGAAGCGGCAGCUUCCAGGGAGCUGCAAUUACAUAAGCAUAUAUUUUUAAUAUAAUAAUAAUUAAAAAACAAGUAGCAGCAGCGGUAUGCCUGGAUCAGCUACAGCUAUCCGACAAGAGAGACUGAAGAAGACCCAUGCAAGGCCAAUUCCCCUUGGUUUAUUCACCAUUAAUGAGGAAGAUGAACAGCCAAAGAAUGGAGAUUCCAGAACACCAAAAGCGUCUGAUGGCUGUAAAGUGCAAGAUAAGAAAACUGCCUCCAGCCGCCCUUCUGCUACAGUUUCAGGACAAAAUAGCAGCCACUCAGGAAAUAAGCCAGACCCUCCACCUGUGCUACGAGUUGAUGACCGGCAGCGGCUGGCCCGGGAGCGACGUGAGGAACGGGACAAGCAGCUAGCUGCACGAGAAAUCGCCUGGCUAGAAAAAGAAGAGCGAGCCAGGCUGCACUAUGAGAAGCACCUGGAAGAGCGGAAGAAGAGGCUGGAGGAGCAGCGGCUGAAAGAGGAGCGGAGGAGGGCUGCCGUGGAGGAGAAGCGAAGGCAGAGGCUAGAGGAGGACAAGGAACGCCUAGAAGCCGUUAUCCGACGUACAAUGGAAAGGAGCCAGAAACCCAGACAGAAGUACAACCGAUGGUCCUGGGGAGGCCCUCUCCGUGGGAGCCCCAGCAUCCACAGCUCAGAUCCAGACAGGCGUUCAGUUUCCACCAUGAAUCUUUCGAAACAUGUUGAUCCUGUCAUUAGCAAGCGGCUCUCCUCCUCAUCUGCAACUUUGCUAAAUUCUCCAGAUAGAGCUCGCCGCCUGCAGCUCAGCCCCUGGGAGAGCAACGUUGUUAACAGACUCCUGACGCCCACGCAUUCGUUCCUGGCCAGAAGUAAAAGCACGGCUGCUUUGUCUGGAGACACAGCAUCUUGCAGCCCCAUCAUCAUGCCCUACAAAGCUGCACACUCUAGAAAUCCAGUGGAUCGACCAAAACUCUUUGUCACACCACCCGAGGGCUCUGCGCGCAGGAGGACUGUUCAUGGCACCAUGGUGAGUAGCAGCCAGGAGCAGCCCGGCAAGCCUGGGACAGCGUGGACACUGCCCGAGGGCCAUAAAAGAGACAGAGAAAAUGUACCCUUCCACCUCAUGUCUGGUGUCCGAAGGGCUCUAUCUCCAGCUAAUCCCAAAGCGAGAUCGCCAGCUUCCUCCCGACUCUGGCUCCCAUCCAAGUCCUUCCCGCACUUGCCCGGCACACCCCGACCGGCGUCUUCCUUACCUCCUGGCUCAGUCAAAGCUGCCGCAGCCCAGGCCCGGCCCCCAUCCCCUGGCAACAUCCGCCCCGGUAAGAAAGAAGCCGGAGUGGAACCCGAGAAGAAAGAGCCGGAGAAGGAGCGUCAGAGCGUUGCCAGCGAGCCCUCUCUGAGGGGCAGAGCACCGCUAGUGAAGGUAGCGGAAGCUGAAGUGGAAGAGGCGCCGCCUGUGGAGCCCGCAGCCGACCCAGCUACUCCAGCGCAGGCUCCGACUCCAGCCCCAGCCUCAGCUCCAGCUGCAGCCUCUGUCGCUGCCACACCACCCCCUGUGACUGCCGGUGCUGCUCCCAAAGCCUCUGCAGGCACCACGGACCCAGAAGAGGCCACGCGGCUGCUGGCUGAGAAGAGGAGGCUGGCCCGAGAGCAGAGAGAGAAGGAGGAAAGAGAGAGGAGGGAGAAGGAAGAGCUGGAAAGACAGAAGAAAGAGGAAUUGGCUCAAAGGGUGGCGGAAGAGCGAGCCCGCCGCGAGGAGGAGGCUCGCAGGCUGGAGGCCGAGCAAGCCCAGGAGAAGGAGGAGCAGCUGCUCCUGGAGCGGGAGCGCGCAGAGAUGGAGCGCGCCCAGAAGCAGGAGGAAGAAGCCCGGGUUCGUGAGGAAGCAGAGAGGGUCCGGCAGGAACGAGAGAGACACUUCCAGAGAGAAGAGCAGGAGCGUCUGGAGAGGAAGAAGCGUCUUGAGGAGAUUAUGAAGAGAACCAGGAGGACAGAAACUGCAGAGAAGAAAACCGUUGACCAGAGAAAUGGUGACAUAGCCAAGGGAGCUCCCGCUAGAGCAACAGAGACAGCUCUACUUCCGUGUAUGACAGACUUGCCCGGAAGUGGGGAUCCAGGCACUAGCCCACAUGUGGUCACUUCACACCAACCCAAAGUGACCGUUGAGAGUGCUCCUAAUUUGGAAAAACCACCAAAUGAAAACGGAGUAUCUGUGGAGAAUGAAACUUUUGAAGAGAGUAUAACCUUACCCAUUGGAUCUAAGCCAUCAAGAUUAGAUGUCAUCAAUAGUGAGAACCCAGAAAUUCCUUUGACUCCAAUUUUGGCCUUCGAUGAAGAAGGGACACUUGGGCCUCUGCCUCAGGUAGACGGUGUUCAAACACAACAGACCACAGAAGUUAUAUGAGCAUUUCUUCUGAUUCACCAAAGCAGAAAUUGAGUAAGAGUUUCUACGAUUAAUGGAAUUCCUUUCAUGCCACAAAGGAGCAUUCCCUGCUCCAGUUUUCUAAAGAUUGCUUGACCAUCAUUUUGAAAAGACUUUAUUAAAACCAGCUAAUGACAAUAGACUGGAUAGCUUUUCUAAUAAUUUCGCCAACAGAAAGAAAUAAAUGCUCCUUAUUCUUCAGUACUUUAAAAUGGCUUUUUCUAGUGUGUUCCUUCUUAGCAACUUGAUAUUUUUCUGCAUUCUUUAAAAGACGAACAUUUGACUCUAAAAGAAACGGGCUGACUGAGCAUGAUUUUUCAGAGCUGUUUUGUUCUUAGAAGCCUAACAUAAAAAAUUGGCAAAAAAAAAUUACCUUUUACAAUGUAAUACUUGAAAAAUAAGUACCUCUUUUCUCUACAAAUAGAGUGAAUAGAGGAGGUAUUUAAAUUAAACCUGUUUGUUUAAAUACUGUUGCGAAAAGCUCUAUUUGUAGAGGCAAAUUAAAGGCAGGCUACCAGGUUCUUGUAAAUGCAACUUGUACAUGGACAUUCUGCGGACCCAGCUGUCAUACUCCUCUUGCAGCUUAUUUUACGAAAGCUAACAACUUUUAAAAUGUGAAAAAAAAAUACUUAUUUUUUCAAAGCAAGAACAUAAUUUACUCUCCUCUCAAAUCAUGUAUUUAUAAAGUUUCUCCAAACAAAUUAAAUAAAUUAGAACUAUGCAUGGACCCUGCAGAUUUGCUUUACGAGAUGCAAUUCCUUCUGACGUCACUGUGAGAGAAUGUUACUGGUGGUUCAGGGCUACUUCUGACCUUCGUAUGUUGCUGCUGUCCCGAAUGAUGGCUGGGACUUGUCUUUGCCUUACCUGAUCACAAAUUAUGGGGGGAGGGGGGGUAGAGGGUUUCGUGUUUCUUUAAAUCAAAAAAGAAUUUGGUUUUGCUCGUUUCAGAGCAAUGAAUGGGACGUUGACUGGCAAUGGGACGAGGGGCUCCACGGGCAUCCUCACGCCGCAGGGCAGCCAUCACUUUUCACUUUUCGUCGUUAUUCUUCACUUUUGCUGCUGAG